AAAGACAAACGUAUACAUGGAGAAUUAUAAUUUGAUUUGUUUCAAACCAAGUAACUUGUAAUCAGGUGAAAUGAACUCUUUUGCUGUCAUCACUUUUGUCGCCUGUGUGGCUGCAGCUAACGCUGGAUGGCUCCAAGGUCCAUCCGCUCACAUUAUUCAAGGACCGAGCAGCAAAACUACCUUGAUUGGACCUGAAGGCAGCAUCAUUUCUGCUCACGCCCCAGGAGGACAAAUCGUGCAUGAAGAACAUCCAGGAGUCAUUGCUCACGCCGCCCCUGUUUAUGGUCACAUUUCUCCCGUAGUCUCUCACUCUGCCCCAGUUGUCGCUCACGCUGCUCAUGCUGCUCCUGCUACCGUUGUUGCACACUCUUCAGCUUAUGGACAUGAAGGAGUGCUGAUUGCUGGACCUUCUGGGCAAAUCUCAACUGGAUACGCUGCUCACGCAGUUCCAGCUUCAGUGCAUGCCUAUGGAGCUGCCGGUUAUGGACAUGAAGGCCAAUACGUUCCAGAUCAUCUUGAGUCUCUUUACGAUGAUGGUUCUUACAAACCUCAUGUGUACCAUCACUAAGAUAUAAUUGGAAGAAGUUUGCUUCCUAGGCUAUUCAGUGGAGACUAACAUUACAGGGCAUUUUAGGGCGGUUAGAAGUAUAUUAUGGAAAUCAUUCGAUACCUUGUUUGUGAUAUGAUUAACAUGUAAAAUUGUAUUCUUUGUAAAUAUGUGAAAAUAACAAUAUGGUUU
Messenger RNA from Dendroctonus ponderosae (mountain pine beetle), 739 nucleotides. RefSeq lists its product as uncharacterized. Bases 71 to 568 code for a protein of 165 amino acids. The record is from RefSeq and is a predicted model, not a curated record. The transcript has 2 exons. Lineage: Eukaryota; Metazoa; Arthropoda; Insecta; Coleoptera; Curculionidae.